AUGUUUGCUAAAGGCUUUGCAUCACUCAACCUUACACGUGCUUCCGUCCCAAACAAAGGUCUUUCACCAGUCAAAGGCGUCGCUGGCGCUUUGCCUUCGCUGCUUACGCGUGAUUUCGGCCAUACCCCUAUCCAAUUUAGAGAACGUAUCCGCAUACCGGAAAUCGAUCCUCCAGUGAAGCCAAAGUCACCUUACCUGCGCUACAUGCACUAUCUCAUUGAGGAAGAGAAGAAGUUCAAGCCAUACGCAAAAAUCAAUCCGAUUGAAUUCGGUCAAAAAGUUGCUUCACCUGCAUGGGAAAGCCUUUUUGAGACUCAAAAGGAGCCAUAUGAGUCCGCUUACCAUGAUGCCUACAAGCUUUACAAGCCUGAAGAGAGGAACUGGUGGAUGACCAAGACUUUCUCAGACAUCAGCCACAUCAAUAACAUUCGCAGAGAAUCUGGAGCCAAGCAGCUUUCAAUCCCUGCAGAGUAUCGCAAAGAGAUGAACAGAUCUGAACGUGAAGCUAAGCAAGCCGAUAAAGCUACUAGAACUAAAGGACUCGCUAAUGCUCGCAAUCGUUACAUGUCUGAGAUCAUCCCACAGCUCACCUUAGACCUUGGUGACUCCAAACAUGCAAUGAAAGCUGCUUCUCAAAUGUGGAAGGAUCUCUCAGAGGAAGAUAAAGAGCCAUACCAGAAAGCUUUCCGCAUUGCAAAGGCUGAAAGAGACGCUGAAAGAGAACCAAAGAUCUAA
Wallemia ichthyophaga EXF-994 is the source of this 735-nucleotide messenger RNA. RefSeq lists its product as uncharacterized. The transcript has 5 exons. The coding region runs from base 1 to 735 and encodes 244 amino acids. NCBI's taxonomy places the organism in Eukaryota, Fungi, Basidiomycota, Wallemiomycetes, Wallemiales, Wallemiaceae. The record is from RefSeq and is a predicted model, not a curated record.